Molecule: messenger RNA, 5173 nt
Organism: Vespa velutina
Lineage: Eukaryota; Metazoa; Arthropoda; Insecta; Hymenoptera; Vespidae
Product: SAFB-like transcription modulator
Exons: 23
Coding region: 282-4976 (1564 amino acids)
Biological process (GO): regulation of mRNA processing; regulation of transcription by RNA polymerase II; proteolysis
Cellular component (GO): nucleus
Molecular function (GO): RNA binding; serine-type endopeptidase activity; sequence-specific DNA binding
Source: RefSeq, a predicted model, not a curated record
ACUUCCGGCUGCUUCCCCCUUUAGUAGGGAUGUUGGCCAUUACGAUGGAUGUUUGUGAACUAAGUGCGUUACAAUCGUUGCGUAGUGUAUAGUCGUAUAAUUUUUUUUUUGUUAAAAAAAAAAAAAAAAAGAAGAAGAAGAAGAAGAAGUCACAUUUUAUUAAUUACGAUAAAAUAUUGUAAUACGAUCAUAUGAAAAUCAUUUGAUCGUUACGUACCUUUACGUAUACCGAUUGUUCUAUAUACUUUGACGAAAGAAAGAAGAAUUUUUCUACCGGUGUAAUGGCCGAUGUAGAAGGAAAGAAGUUGACCGAGCUUCGUGUUAUAGAUCUUAAAACAGAAUUAGAACGACGUGGUUUAGAUAAAACGGGAAAUAAAGCGGCACUUCUUGAACGUCUCUCUAAGGCUAUAUCUGACGAUGGAGAAAAUCCAGAGGAAUAUCUCAUUGUGCCUUGUGGUGGAGUCUGCAAAACCAGCCCACGAAAAAACAGUGUCACAGGAGUACCUAAUCAAGAUGAUACUCUGGAAUCAUCUGAAAAUCAAAAAGAAGAAAUUCUAGAACAAAUAAAAAAAGAAAAUAUAGAUACGCAAGAUGCUAAUGAUUCAAAGACAAAGUUAAAACCAAAACUUUCAUGUGAAGAAAAUCUUAUUGUUAUUAAGAAAGAGGACGGAUCAAAUGAUGCUUCUGAUAAUUCCCCAAAAGAAGUAGAAGUCAAACAAGAAACGAAACCAACAAUUGUAAAUAAAAUUACAACUGAAAGUGGACAAACAUUUGAGAAGAAAAUUGAAACUGAGAAGACACCUACAUCAAAUCAGUCUUCGACUACAGGCGCUGUGGAAGCCAAUGGAAUGGACAAUGAAGAUUCUAUUAAUUUAACUAUUGGAGAAGAUGAAGAGAAUCUCCUUGCCGAGGAGACAGAAUCCCAUGAUAGACAUAAAGUGCUCAGGAAAGUUCCUGAUCGAGAGCACGAGCCAUUAAACAGGAGUGUUAGGGAGGGAGAAGAAUCAGGCUUGGCAGAAAGUGACUAUGCUACCUUGAUUGUCUCUGCAGAUGGAGGUGAGAAGAAGAAAAUGGAAGAGAACAAGAAGGGAGACUCUAAAGGGAGCGGUAGAGCAGAAGCUGGUGCCAGCAACAAGGAAGGGACAACGUCUGGUGCAAACGUCGGGAUGAAGAACAAGCAGGAUGGUGGCGAUGGAAGCAAGAGUGUGGAGUCCAGCAGCAAAAGUCAGAAGAGGGAAGAUAAAGAUAAGAAGACUUCUCAAAUCAAUCCUGUUAAUGCAAGUAGCAGGAAUCUGUGGGUAUCUGGAUUAUCGUCGAGUACUCGGGCUACUGAUUUGAAGCAGAUAUUUUCGAAAUAUGGAAAGGUGAUAGGUGCCAAAGUGGUUACCAAUGCUAGAACUCCAGGCGCAAGAUGUUAUGGUUAUGUUACUAUGUCUACCAGUGAAGAUGCUGCAAAAUGUAUACAACACUUGCAUCGAACUGAAUUGCACGGUCGUGUAAUAUCCGUCGAGAAGGCCAAAGGAGAUUCUCAACAGAGUCAUAUGCGUAAACGCGAUGCGGCAAAUGGAAAGUCAGAGAAAAAAGAAGAAAAGGAUAAGGCAAAAGAUAAUCAUGAAACUAACGAAAGAAAAGAAAAGGAAGCAAAGAAGGAGGGUGAAGAAAAAGGGCCUGAACAAGCAAAAAAGAACGAUGAAAAAAAUGAAAAUAUCGAUGUUAAGAAAACUGAACCAGUGGAUAAAAAGGAAGAGAUAUCCAAGGAAUCUGAUUCUCGAUCAACAAAAUCUACCAGCAAGAAACCAGAAAGUGAAAGAGGCCGACGUGAAGAUAAACGAAUUCGUUCGUGGGAUCAUCAUCGUUCGUACAGUCGUUCGCGUAGUCGAGAACGCCGUAGACGAGAUGAUGUGCUUACUUUUGCUAAAAUAAGGCAAUUUACGAUAUUACAGGAGGAACGUGAGAGACAGAGAUUACGUGAACGUGAAAGAAUGUUACGAGAGGAAGAAAGAAGACGACGCGAGGAUAUGGAAAGACAACGGGAAAUUGAACGUAGACAGAGAGAGGAAGCGGCUAGAUUGGAAAGGGAACGUGAGAAAUUGAGAAGGGAGAGAGAAAGGAUAGAACAAGAAAAAGCAGAAUUACUUCGUUUGGAACGGGAACGUCAGAAAUUGGAAAGGGAGAAAUUGGAACGCGAGAGAUUGGAAUUAAAGAGACAACAAAUGCGUUUGGAGGAAAGUAGACGUGCUCCUCCUCCUCCCUCGAUCAAGAGAUCAUCUAGUGACAGAAGGGAUCCUAGAGAUUUAUACGUAGAACCAGAAAGAAAACGUAUGACUACGGAACAUAGUAGAAGACAUAGUCCAGAUCGUGUGAGUGAUAGACGAACUGAGAUCAUAGAUCGUGUUUCGGAUAGACGAUUAGAUCCAUCACCACCUACGCGUUACGAAUCUAGCAGAUCUACGCAAGACAUGGGAUUAAAGAAAGAAUUCAAACGUAGUAGCGAAUUUACAUCAAGAAGUAGUCGUCCGGAAACAUUUUCCGACGUAUCACGUGGAAGAGAAGUAAUCGUACGUCGUGAAUCUCUUUCUGCGACAUCCUCGUCUAUUGAUCCACGACAAGUUAAAGAAAGUGUUAGAUACGAACGACCUAGUACUACAACAUAUACUCGAGAACGUGAGGUACGACGAUCUGAACCAGAGUCGCAUAGAAAUUCUAGGGAUAGUCAUACGCGUUAUAGUGAAAGCUUCAAACCACCGAGCUCGAGUGCACCCCGUGAUAGCCGUUAUAUAGAAAGUAAUAAAACACCAAGUGGAUGGCACUCGGUUCCACAAUCUACAAAAUCAUUUAAUUCUGUCCCGAGUAGCGGUACACGGGAUCCACGUAAUGAACCAUCGGGUUGGAGUUCUAGAUCAUCGGACAGUGUCAACAGAUGGAGCAAUUCGAGCAGUAUAGGUAAUACUUUACGUCAUCCUGUACCGCCAACUUAUCCGAGUGGCCCCAUACAAUCCAUGGGAUUAACAGCACCGGGAACAGCUACUUCGUAUGAUCGAUUUGAUCCAUAUAAAUCAUCUAUGUCUAGUAUGAGAAAAUACUUGUGUUGGAAUGUACGUGAAAACUUGCUGGAAAUUUUUUUAACGAUGAUGUUCUCUUCAUUACUUCUUAAAUUUUUUUUAAUAUGGAAUAUAUUCGGUGGAGCUCUUUCGUAUACCGAAGAGAUUGUACGAUAUCAUGGUCAACCAUUAGGAUAUAGAAUGCCAACGUCUUAUGGACCACCGACGCGUGGAUGGUCAUCGGAAAUAUGGAAUCCUGGGGUACGAAGAACAGGAAGUCAAUUGUACAGAAGGGACGUUCAAAUUCGACCGCCCCAUGUACACUUCGUUAAGAUCGAAGAAGAACAAACUGAUCCUUUGGCGACUUUAAGCGAAACAUUAGGUGCAUUGAAUACUGUGGGAAGUUAUAUCGUUAAUAUGACGAGAGGAAUGGAAAAUUCAAGUAGUCCGCCAAAAGAACUUCCAUCUGCAUUAUAUACCAUUUCGAAAAAUAUUUUAGGACUCAAUGUAACAGACAGUAUAGCACCAUUGGUAAGAAGAGGUGUUGGCUUAACAUCCAAACCAUCAAUCAAGAUACAAACAACAGCAGCAACAGCAGCAGCAGCAGCAACAACAGCAACAACAACGACGACGACAACAACAACGACAACAUUAGAACCUACAGUCAUAGCGAUAACACCAACAAAUUUAUCAAGACCUAUUUCUCAAGCACUUCCUCAACAAUCAGUGGAAUUAGCUAACAGAGAUAGAGAUUCUUUAUUACCUACAUGCAUUACGGCAGAGGGUUCAUCGGGAAAAUGUCAAGAUCUCAGCAAUUGUCCGCAAUUGCUGUUGGAUUUAAAAAAAUUAAGACAAUCAUUAUGCUUUAAAAGUAUAUUUGUACCUGGUGUUUGUUGUCCUACGAAAAAAUCAGACGAUUUAUCGGAUGAUGGAAUAAUUACUGGUACUAUUUCACCGGCAUUAAUUCAAACCACUGUUCGACCUAUUCGACCACCAUAUCGUCCUAUAAAACCACCUACACCACGACCUAUACCAUUGUAUCCAGUUGAUUCAUCUACUUUAGAACCAUCGACCGGAACGAUCCAGAUGCCAGACUUGUCAAUUAAUAAUUCGAACAAUGUCGAGACAUUAGGCACCGUCGACAAUAAUUACAUACAAGACGACGAAGAAUGUGGAGUGAGAAAUUCUGGAAAGUAUAGGGUCGUUGGAGGUGAAGAAGCAUUGCCAGGACGUUGGCCAUGGAUGGCAGCUAUUUUUCUUCAUGGUUCUAAACGUACAGAAUUUUGGUGUGGAGGCUCCUUAAUUGGACCACGGCACAUCCUAACUGCUGCGCAUUGUACGAGAGAUCAACGACAACGACCAUUCGCCACAAGGCAAUUCACAGUACGCCUUGGUGACAUAGAUUUAGAAAGAGACGACGAGCCGUCCUCACCAGAAACUUAUGCUGUUAAAGCGAUUUAUGCUCAUCCAAAAUUUUCUCGAGUUGGUUUUUACAACGAUAUCGCUGUCCUUGAAUUAAACAGACCUGUGAAAAAGUCACCCUAUGUAAUACCAAUAUGUCUACCACAGGGACGCUUUCGUAGCGAAGCGUUUGCUGGUGCUAGACCAACUGUGGUUGGAUGGGGAACAACCUAUUAUGGUGGAAAGGAAAGUACAGUUCAACGACAAGCAGUAUUGCCCGUAUGGAGAAAUGAGGACUGUAAUGCGGCUUACUUUCAACCAAUUACGAGUAAUUUCUUAUGCGCUGGUUACAGUCAAGGUGGCAAGGACGCUUGUCAAGGUGAUUCAGGUGGCCCGUUAAUGUUAAGAGCCGAAGGUCGAUGGAUGCAGAUAGGCAUCGUAUCUUUUGGUAACAAAUGUGGUGAACCUGGUUAUCCUGGUGUUUAUACGCGUGUCACGCAAUAUCUCGAUUGGAUAAAAGGCAAUUUAAAAUAAAUUCAUUAUAUGUAUAUUUUUGACAUGUGCCAAGGAAUAAUAAAUGGCAUUUUUUUUUGUACAGUUUCUAAACAUGUACAGUAUAAUGUCAAUUUGAUUUAUUAAUCAUAUUAUUGUGAAUACAUAAUAAUGUGACCAAGUGUAUAUUCAUUGAAUAUAUGUAAUUUAUUGUUAUUAUAUAUAUAUAUAUAUGUGUA